AUGGUUCUAGUACAAGACGCAUCUGGCUCUCGAGCCGCAAAGCUCAUCAAGACCUUCUGGGCCGUCAUCAAAGGCGAACAGCAAAUCAUCAAUGCACACUCCGCAAAGUUAUUUGCACAAGCUUGUGAGAUCUACAGGAGCAAGAACUCGCCUGUCAAAUUUGUCGAGGUCCUGAUCUCGAACCCUGCCGGCAUCGCGGCGUUGGAGAGAGUAGUCCGCGUCGACUUGACUUUUAGCUUCAUAAACACCACUGCCUUGCCGUUUCUCCUAACGCUAUCGGAUGAGGGCGUCGCUUCUCUCAGCAAUGGUGGAUUCCUUCGCCAGAUGCUGACGGCUAUUCUGGAGCCGGUGACCUUUUGGACUGCUGCCGUGGGCGCUUACCAUAAUGACAAACUCGACAAUGUCGGGCUUGAGGCAUUUGCCUGGCUGUGCCUACAGAUUGUCUCUGAUCAAACGAGCUUUGGAAUCCAUAAACAAGCAGUCAAAGAAUUGAUGGACAGCAAGUCUCUUCUCAAAUCGCAGUCGCCCGAGGUGAGAAAGACCGCAUACCGCAUCGAUAAGAUCAUCAAGAUCUUUGCCCAACCCGAAAUUGCAUCCAACGGAGUCACUCCUGGAGGACGUCACGACAAUGAUCAUGCCAACUUUCGCGAUAUCUCAAUUUAUCCGACCUCUGAAGAACUUCUGUCGACCGAUCCUCCGUAUCUCCAGCGACUGGGGGAGGUUUUUGAUAAGCCAAUGGAGACCCGAAGUCAGAGCUACCGUGACUGGCUCUUCCGUCUCCUUCGCGAGGACAUGCUCUCUGAGCUUCGCGAAGAUCUUCAAGUCGCGAUGAGUCAGAAGAAGGGCAAGCGCCGUCCUGUUGCUUUGGCGCAAUUGAGACUGGUUGGCAUCAAUACCGACCAUGACAUUGAGACCAAGCACAUCCCGCCAUAUGCUCUCUACUUCGCGUGCCAGCAGGGCAUUAAUUUUCCGCCUAAAGUAUCAGAAAGCGGGAAGAAGGCGUUUAUAGAAGAGUCCAAGAAUUUUAUGAAACAAGAUUCUUUCGGUGCGCUCUGUUGCAACGGCUCCAUCAUCGCAUUCGGGUCGCUUGUCAGAGACGUCGCCAAUCUCCUCAAGACACCACCCAUCAUCGGUAUCAAGUUUAGCGAUGGCUCAGGUCUCGAGAAGGCGAUAGCAGCCCUCCAAGGCCCUUUCAAGGAUAAAGUCAAGUUCUUUAUCGUAGACACGGCUACCUUUGCCUAUGAGCCGAUUCUCCAGCGAUUGAAGACCAUCGCCGAGUUCCCACUCGAAGCUCAAUUGAUCGAUGCGGAGCAACCUGCUCAGGAUGGACCGAGAUCAACGUCAUUGGACGCCCUGCCACAUCAGCUCCGUGCUGCUUUGGACUCGGGGCGUAAAAUCAAGAUGCCUCCAGGUUUGAAGCUGAAAAAAGACAUCUAUUUACAGGGCGCUCAGCUGAGAUCGUUCAUUCAUGGCAUCAGCAGCAACCUGGCUCUCAUUCAAGGCCCACCUGGUACAGGAAAGUCAUUCUUGGGCGCACUCAUUCUCUUGACUAUCCUACGAUUGAGCAAGUCGCGUAUCCUUGUUCUGAGCUAUACGAACCACGCCCUUGACCAGUUUUUGGAGGAUCUGAUGGACAUUGGCAUCAGCUCAGAUCAAAUGGUUCGUCUGGGCUCCAAGUUUACUGAAGCCACCAAACCCACUCUUCUGAGAGAAUACGACGGUCAAAAGAGGUAUUGGUUGAAGCCGGAGGAGAGAAAUAUCCUCAAUUCACUUCGCGUCAAUGAAACAAAUCUCAGCGCGGAGCUUCAAGAAUGCAGCAGAAAGCUCGCUGCACGAGAGGCUCAUCCGGCCGAUAUCCUGGAACACCUGGAGCUUUCCGAAAAUUUCAGCAUCGCAUGGGAAGCUUUUCAAGUGCCAGAAGACGACGGGUUCAAGAUGGUUGGUUCGGAUGGUAAAACAAUUGAACCGGCCGAUGUUUACAAAUUUUGGCUGGGCGGCGGUGAUGUCAAUCGUCUCGGACACCUCAGCGCAUCUCUCGACCCGAGAACCCGUACCGUUUGGAAUGCGCCGCUCGCUGUGAGAAAGCAAUGUCAUUAUGAGUGGUCUCAAAUGGUUCGUGAGGAACAGAGCGCCCGUUUCGUUGAACUGAGCCAGCGAUUCAGUGAUGUGAGGACCGAGAUCAAGAGUAUCCUUGACGAGCGCGGACGAAGAGUUCUCCAGGAUAAACAAAUCAUCGCAUGCACAACAACCGCGGCAGCAAUGUACCAGUCAAUCAUUGAAACCGCCAAUCCCGACGUCAUCUUGGUUGAAGAAGCGGGAGAAAUUCUCGAAGCGCAUAUUAUUACAGCCAUGAGUGCUUCAGUCAAGCAGCUCAUACUCAUCGGAGAUCACAAGCAGCUCAGGCCAAAGGUCGGCAAUUAUUUGUUGACGAAGGAAAAAGGCGAAGGCUACGAUCUGAACGUGUCGCUCUUCGAAAGACUUGUUAUCCAGGGUCGCCAUUUCACAGCCCUUGAAGAGCAGCACCGCAGUCAUCCAGAUAUCUCACAAUACCCUCGCAUGCUAGCCUAUCCCGAACUAAAGGACAUGCCAUCAACUUCAGACCGCCAGCCGAUCCGAGGAUUGAAGAGUCGAGUUACAUUUGUUCAUCAUGAACGACCGGAGGAUACCAUGGACGAUGUCGCUGAGCGCCGGGACCCUACUGCCAAAGCCAGCAAAAAAAACCUUCACGAGGCUAUGAUGGUUCUCCGAAUGGUGCGGUACCUAUCGCAGAAUGGAUACAAGACUGAGAACAUGGUUGUUCUCACGCCAUAUCUGGGCCAAUUAUUCCUUUUGAAGGAGACUCUUCGGAAGGAAAUGGAUCCCUGGCUAAAUGAUGUUGACAACCAUGACCUGGUGCAUAACUAUCAAGGAGAAGAAUGCGAUAUCGUCAUCGUCUCACUAACACGCAGCAACGUAUCGGGAGACAUUGGAUUUCUGUACGCUCGCGAACGACUAGUCGUCCUUCUAUCACGAGCCAGAAACGGCAUGAUUCUCUUUGGAAACAUGGAGACAUUCAUGAAAAGCAAGAAGGGCGGUAAAAUGUGGACGCAGUAUUUCGAUGCGCUGAAGAUGAAUAAUUCCAUAUUCGAUGGAGUGCCUAUCCAUUGCGAGCGCCACCCUGAGACGUCCAUGUUGUUGAAGCUGCCGGAAGACUUUGAUAAGAAGUGUCCCGAUGGAGGAUGUGCCGAACCCUGUAACGCCCCGUUGAGUUGCGGCAAGCACAAGUGUCAGCGACGCUGCCAUAGAGUGCAGGACCACUCAAAGAUCCAAUGCUUUGCCAAAGUCGACAGAAAGUGCGAUAAAGGCCAUACGACGAAGGCCCCAUGCGGAAAUAAGACCAAAGUCUGCGCGACCUGCAUCAAAGAGGAGGAAGAAAAUCAGCGACGUAUCGAACGCAAACUCGAACUCGAACGACAGCGCCAGGAGGAUGAUGAGAGGCGUAUCAGACGUGAUCUCGAAUUGGAACGGAAACGCCAAAAGCUCCAAGACAAUUAUCGCCUGCAGUUACAACAGAUUGAAGAUGAGAUUGACCAUCGCCGUCGAACUAUGAAGUACGAGUCUGAAGAGAAGAAGCAUGCGGACGAGCUCAAACAAAGGAAGGAGGAGCUUGAGUCUCUUCGACAAGCUGAAAGCAACAAGAAGAAGAUGAAGGCAAACCAGAAAACCAGUCCACCGCCUCAGGCUGCUCCUCAGUUCGAUGCUAUCUCCAGUGCAGCCAAAGAGUGGAAGAACAUGAAAGAGGUUGAAGGUGCACGCGACGCUGCCCUGGAUAAGCUGAUGGGAAUGAUCGGUCUAGAGUCUGUGAAAGACCAGAUACUGUCGAUCAAGUCCACGGUCGACACCAAGAUACGUACAGGCAAGACGACAGUGGCCAGAAUAUUUGCCGAAUUCCUCACAACAAUCGGCGCAAUUGCAGGAAGCUGCUUCAAGGAAGUCACUGGCUCUAAACUCGCCAACAUGGGAGUCACUGGCUGUGAGAAGCUCAUUGAGGAUGUCAACAACAACGGUGGCGGAUGUGUAUUUAUCGACGAAGCAUACCAGCUGUCAUCUGGCAACAGUCCCGGCGGCAAGGCUGUACUAGAUUAUCUCCUGGCAGAGGUCGAGAACCUGAGAGGAAAGGUCGUGUUUGUCUUGGCAGGAUAUAGCAAGGAGAUGGAGUCGUUCUUCUCUCACAAUCCGGGCAUUCCCAGUCGAUUUCCCAUUGAGAUGAAGUUUGAGGACUACACAGAUAAAGAACUUCUCCAGAUUCUCCAGCUACAGAUCCAUCGCAAGUUCGACGGUAGAAUGGCUGUUGAGCAAGGAAGCGAUGGACUAUUCUGCCGGAUUGCCGUACGCCGGGUCGGUCAUGGUCGUGGAAAGAAUGGGUUCGGUAAUGCGCGCGCCAUAGAAAACUGCCUUCAGAAGAUCAGCCAACGACAAUCAGCACGUCUGAGAAGGGAACGCCGAGCCGGCAAGAAGCCAAAUGAUUUGCUCCUCACUCAAGAAGACAUCAUUGGGCCAGAACCUUCCGAGGCAUUGCUGAACAGCAAGGCUUACCGAGAGCUCAAAGCCCUGAUCGGAUUGCAGGAAGUCAAAGAUGCACUUGGUGUGCUCAUGGACACCUUGAGAACAAACUUCGAGCGUGAGCUUGCAGAGCAGCCUCUAGUAGAGUUCUCGCUCAACAAGGUAUUCUUGGGAUCGCCCGGCACUGGGAAGACUACUGUGGCAAAGCUCUACGGAGAGAUCCUCAAAGAUCUGGGACUUCUUUCGAAUGGAGAGGUCGUCACUAAGAACCCGGCUGAUUUUGUCGGGGCUGCUCUUGGGCAGUCAGAGGCCCAGACCAAGGGUAUCCUCGCCGCCACCGUCGGAAAAGUUCUUCUGAUUGACGAAGCAUACGGACUCUAUGGAGGAGGAGGCGUAAAUGGCUCGGUCGCUGAUCCCUACAAGGCGGCUGUUAUCGACACCAUCGUCGCAGAGGUUCAAAGCGUACCAGGCGAAGACCGAUGUGUCCUACUACUUGGCUACAAGGAGCAGAUGGAGGAGAUGUUCCAGAACGUCAAUCCUGGUCUCAGUCGACGCUUUCCCAUCUCGUCUGCCUUUGUCUUUGAAGACUUUGAUGAUGUUGCUCUGGCAAAGAUUCUGGACCUCAAGCUGGGCAAGUCGGGCUUCAAGGCAACAGUCAAGGCCAAGGUUGUCGCACUGGAUGUCCUGCGUCGUGCCAGAAACCGCCCGAAUUUUGGAAACGCUGGUGAGAUCAACAUUCUACUGGGAAGAGCUAUGGCCAGCCACCAAAAGCGUGUUUCAUCCGGACACGUUAAGAAGCAUGGGACCUUGGAGCCCAUUGACUUUGAUCAGGACUUUGACCGCGCUGAAAAGGGUGAUACCGACGUCAAGAAACUGUUUGAGGGCGAUGUUGGGCGUGAGCAUCUUAUAUCGAUCCUUCGAGGGUACCAGAUCCGCGUGCGUCAGGCCAAGCAACUGGAAAUUGACCCGGAAAUCCCCUUCAACUUCCUGUUCCGCGGCCCACCUGGUACAGGAAAGACUACAGCUGCGCGCAAGAUGGGCCAGGUGUACUAUGAUCUGGGCUUCUUGGCUAGCACAGAGGUCAUUGAGGUUUCUGCUACUGAGCUCAUCGGCCAGUACGUUGGACAUACUGGGCCUAAAGUGCAGCAGCUCCUUGACAAAGCUUUGGGGCGGGUCCUUUUCAUCGAUGAAGCGUAUCGACUGGCUUCCGACAGUUCGUUUGCCAGAGAGGCAGUUGAUGAGCUUGUGGAUUGCGUCACGAAGCCAAAGUAUCAUGGCAAGCUUAUAAUUAUCCUUGCUGGCUACGUGCAGGACAUCAAUACUCUGCUGGGCAUUAACCCCGGAAUGUCUAGUCGGUUCCCGGAAAGCAUUGACUUUGACCCUCUCACUCCUGCUAGCUGCAUUGAGCUCAUGACCAGUCAAUUACAAGCCAGCAGAUCCAAGCUCAACGGAAAGAUACCAGUGGAUCUGUCAUGUUUGGAGCGUCCUGAAAAGGAAUUCUUGACAGAGCUGACUCAUAAGUUCAAGGAACUGGCGAAACAGGAUAGCUGGGCAAAUGCGAGAGAUGUCAAAGAACUUGCCAAGAAGAUAUUUCACAAGUUUGACCUAUCUUCUAAGAGCCUGACGCUUACCGAGGAGCUCAUUCGCAGCACUAUAGACGACAUGGUGGCGGAGCGUCGAGGUCGAAUGACUGACAAGAAGCCUACUGCUGCGAGUGAGAUCGCUAAAGCACUCAAUGCUACACCCAAUUUCACACCACCUGCAACGACAACCAACGUCACCACACUUACUGAGGAAAAGGAGGAGGAGGAGCCAGAAGACGAGCUCCCAGCCAUCACUGUUCCCCAAGGUAUACGAGACGCCGGGGUAAGCGAUGAAGUUUGGGAACAGCUCCAAAAGGACAAAGAGCAGGAAGCCAAAGAUGAAGAGGAAAUUCGCCGACUCAAAAAGGCCCAGCAGAAUGCAAGUGACGCUGAUAGAGAGAAGCUCGUUCGUCGGAUUCUGGCUGAGGAGGAGAAACGGAAGAAGAUUGAGGCGAGGAAGGCAAAGUUGAUGACGAUGGGAGUUUGCCUGCUGGAUUUAACUGGAUUAAACAGGGUGGUAUGUACAGCCACCAAGAUUGAAUGA
Messenger RNA from Fusarium fujikuroi IMI 58289, 6669 nucleotides. RefSeq names its product related to ECM32-DNA dependent ATPase/DNA helicase B. Gene Ontology annotation, molecular function: ATP binding; helicase activity; ATP hydrolysis activity. NCBI's taxonomy places the organism in Eukaryota, Fungi, Ascomycota, Sordariomycetes, Hypocreales, Nectriaceae. The transcript is spliced from 6 exons. The record is from RefSeq and is a predicted model, not a curated record. The coding region runs from base 1 to 6669 and encodes 2222 amino acids.